UGUGGACUAGCUGACUGUGACCAUCAAAGAGACUAGACAUGGCUUUCUUUCCAGCCCCUGGCUACCAACCUGUGUACAAACCAUCUCUUCCAUACAGAUGUCCAGUGUAUGGGGGUCUCCGACCUGGGAUGUCAAUCUACAUUCAAGGGAUCGUUAAUCACCAUGUUAGCCAUUUCGUUGUGAACUUUUCCUGCGGUCAGUACGAUGGAACGGACAUUGCCUUCCACUUCAACCCACGUUUUGAUGGGAAGGACAAGGUCGUGUUUAACAGCUUCCUAGAAGGUAACUGGGGAGCAGAGGAGAAGAGAAAAGAUCAUUUCCCGUUCCACAAAGGGAAACACUUUGAGAUGGUGGUUUUUGUAAAUCCUGGGAGCUUUCAGGUUAUGGGAGGUCCCCUUUACAAUCCACCUGUACCAUAUUAUGGAAACAUAAUGGGAGGAUUAUCAUCUAAGAGAACUGUGGUCGUCAGAGGAUUCAUCCCAGAAGGAGCGGAAGGGUUCACUUUGAAUUUUAAAGUGGGGUCAUCUGAUGACAUUGUUUUGCACUUUAACCCUCGACUAACUGAGGAUGCCGUAGUGAGAAAUAGCCUGCUGGGAGGUUCCUGGGGAAGUGAGGAGCGAGGGUUGAACUUCAACCCCUUCCGACCUGGGCAGUAUUUUGAUAUUUCUAUCCGCUGCGGCAACAGUCGAUUCAAGAUCUAUGUCAAUGGCGAGCAUUUCUGUGACUUUGCUCACCGAUUCCAGGCCUUCCAGAUGGUCGAUACCCUGGAGGUCAAAGGCGAUGUGAUCCUCUCCUUUGUGCAGAUUUAAAAAAACAAACAUUUCAAUCCAAGCUGAAAAUCCUUUAUGCUUUCACCUCCUAACACCCCAUCACUGAAGGGGGGAAAAAUAAAAACUGUUUAAUGAGUGGC
Molecule: messenger RNA, 910 nt
Organism: Bombina bombina (fire-bellied toad)
Lineage: Eukaryota; Metazoa; Chordata; Amphibia; Anura; Bombinatoridae
Product: galectin-4
Molecular function (GO): carbohydrate binding
Source: RefSeq, a predicted model, not a curated record